AUGGAUAACACAAAAAUUUUCAACAUACUGGCAAUUUUGCUAGGUCUUAGGCCCUUUGGAAGGAGCCUUUUGGGUGCAAAUGCAAGAAAGGUUCGAACAGCAAACCUCCUUCAGCUUCUACCAUCCCUAGGAAUGCUCAUCUUGUACACCCUGUGCUUGGUUAGCAUGUUUAGAACGCGCGAUGAAGCAGCCAGCAUUGCUGCAGCAGCGAAUUGGCUUCAAGCAGCUCCCAAUGCAUUCGCCUUCAUCAUGGUUAUUAUUUUCGCGCUCAAAAAUCGAGACUUGGGACAGGAAAUCUUGGAUUCCUUCGUCAUGUGCGACGAAAAGCUUAGAGACUACUUUGGGAUAAACUACGACAAAGUUAAUCGUGUAUCUGGAAAGAUGUCUAUUCUCUUUGUAUUUGUCAGCAUUACAUCAGGAUUAACUGUUGCUGCUUUAACCUUUUACUCUGCCGUUGACUUAAGCAAUUCUUGGACUCUCUUCUAUUGGGCCUCAUUCUGCUUACCUAAAUUCACCUUAAUGGUAUUCAAUUUCCAAUUUGUCGGUGCUAUUUCUUUUCUUACAAGUCGUACUCAACUCCUACGCAUGGCGGUACGAGCUAAUCUAUCCGGAGAACUAGACGCCCUACUAGCACAGAUGUCUAUAUUGGGAAAACACGGGAACGCCAUGAAAGUUAGACCUGUAGAUUCGGUAAAUCCAACUUCAGCAACACUCGUUGCGGACAUUGUGGGAAUACUGCAUAAUCUAUGUGACAGGGUUAACCUCUAUUUCGGGAAGCAACUUAUCCUCACGUUUCUAUCAGCUUUUAUAUGCGUUAUUGUGCAAAUGCACUACAUCAUUAACCACAUUCGCCAUGGCUUUGCUAUGACUGAUGCUGAGAUCCUUGUCAGUUUCAGUCUAGCCCUCGUUACGAUGCACGCCAUUGAAUUCUGGACUGUACUUCAUGGUGGGGAAAUGGCAAAGGUGAAGUGGAAUGAAACAAUGGUGGUUCUAACGCAGGCCAGGGGAAACUCUUCAGAUGACAAACUAAGAUCCAAGAUAAAUGACAUUCUAGCCACGAUGAAGGUUAAGAAGUUGGAGUUUCACGCUUUUAACUUCUUUACCGUUGACCUAUCUCUGUUAACUGCGAUGAUUUCCGCCAUGACAACCUACCUCAUUGUUUUGGUUCAAUUUAAGAUCAGUGAAGACGAAAAGGGAGGAGAUAGUAGUACUAAUCCUACAAAGCAGUUUUCAGUUGAAUCCUAAGAAUUUAGUGCAGCAGUUCAAGCAGUUUAUGUGUGAAAUUUACAAUAUA
This is a messenger RNA of Lutzomyia longipalpis, 1294 nucleotides long. Its product is annotated as putative gustatory receptor 28a. The record is from RefSeq and is a predicted model, not a curated record. Bases 1 to 1245 code for a protein of 414 amino acids. Gene Ontology annotation, cellular component: membrane; dendrite; axon. Gene Ontology annotation, biological process: sensory perception of taste. The transcript is spliced from 4 exons. Lineage: Eukaryota; Metazoa; Arthropoda; Insecta; Diptera; Psychodidae.